AUCAGACGUUAAACGUCGUCGAGGAAACGUCCACGGAGCUGUUCAGUGUGAGUUUGUAGCCGCUGACCGGGCGGUUGGAGGCUGUUUUCUGAGCUCCGGCGCUGUUCUCGGGGUUCCUGCUCGGCUCUGACCGUCGAAAUGUGUCCGUCUGCGGCGGCUCGGAGCUGAGAAACACGAAACCAAACUUUGCGGAUUAAACAUGGAGCAGCACGUCGAUGUGCAGCAUGAAGAGCCCGUCCCCCCUCCAGCUGAGUCCUCUGAGCCCUCCAGCAGGAUGACCAGGAGACAGGCUCUCACCUUGAUAUCUAUGGCCUCUGUCAACUUCAGCUCCAUGAUCUGCUACUCAAUAUUAGGCCCUUUCUUCCCUGCUGAGGCGUUAAAGAAAGGAGCCAGCCAGACUGUCGUCGGCCUCAUAUUCGGCUGCUACGCCGUGUGCAAUCUAAUCGGAUCUUUGAUACUGGGGAGAUAUAUUGUUCAAAUUGGUGCAAAGUUUAUGCUUGUUGCAGGACUGUUUGUGUCGGCAGGUUGCACCAUCAUGUUUGGAUUACUCGAUCGGGUUCCCUCAGGACCCGCGUUCAUCACUCUGUGCUUCAUCGUGAGGUCCGUCGACGCUGUGGGCUUCGCUGGUGCGAUGAUCUCCUCUUUUGCCUUGACAGCAAAAAUAUUCCCAGACAGAGUGGCAACUGUUUUGGGUAGUUUAGAGAUUUUCACUGGACUCGGUCUUAUACUGGGGCCACCGGUGGGAGGAUGGUUCUACCAGUCUUUUGGAUACGAAGUUCCUUUUAUGCUUCUUGGAUGUUUGCUGCUCCUCAUGGUUCCGUUCAACAUUUACGUCCUGCCGAACAUUGAGGCAGACGCGUCCAAGGAUUCAUUCUUUACGCUUCUCAGCCACGUAAAAGUGAUCCUGAUCUGCUACGCGAUAUUCACCCUCAGCGCCGGUCUGGGCUUCCUGGAUGCCACGUUUUCGCUGUUUGUAAUCAACAAGUUUCACCUCACGCCUGGCUACGUUGGAAUCAUCAUGCUCGGUUUGUCGUUACCAUACUGUCUGGCAACGCCGCUGAUGGGAUAUUUCACGGAUAAAUAUCCCAGUGUAAGGAUGCCGUUCAUGGUGGUAGGAGGCCUCAUCACAGCGAUUGGGUUCUGGCUGCUCGGUCCGAUCCCCGUACUUAACAUCUCCGGGUGAGUGAGU
Molecule: messenger RNA, 1189 nt
Organism: Stegastes partitus (bicolor damselfish)
Lineage: Eukaryota; Metazoa; Chordata; Actinopteri; Pomacentridae
Product: MFS-type transporter SLC18B1-like
Exons: 9
Coding region: 200-1183 (327 amino acids)
Biological process (GO): transmembrane transport
Molecular function (GO): transmembrane transporter activity
Source: RefSeq, a predicted model, not a curated record